Molecule: messenger RNA, 849 nt
Organism: Pestalotiopsis fici W106-1
Lineage: Eukaryota; Fungi; Ascomycota; Sordariomycetes; Amphisphaeriales; Sporocadaceae
Exons: 3
Coding region: 1-849 (282 amino acids)
Source: RefSeq, a predicted model, not a curated record
AUGCAGAGAAAACGCAAGUUGUCACCGUCGCAUGUAAUUCAUGAUCUCAGCACGCUCAUUGAAUGGAGAAUUACUCGCCAAAUCCACGAUGGCACGAAGCGAAAGCGUGCUAGCCUAUACCUGAUUGAGGCUCGACCUGCCGUGGACGGGCAGCAACUUGCCGAGGCACAAAGGACAUCCAAGGAUUGCAAAUCCGAAACAAGACCUCCUCGAGAUAAUCUGAUACUCAAGAUUUUUCCCGAUACACGGGCCUGUGAAGACGAUUACAACAGGGAAGUGGCUGCCAACGCCGAACUUGGUCGAUCCAGCGCUAUCGCAUCGCCAAUAACAGCCCGUGAUGCCAUGUUUGGUAAUAUCAGCAAUUCUGACCUUCGAUGGCCACGCUGUUAUGGAACCAUGAAGGUUCCAGCAAACGUUACAGAAGGCGAAUGGACUAUUGGUGAAUCGAGCUCUGAAGCGCGCCGGGGGAUCAUCUUUGAGUAUCUCGUUGAUCUCAAGAUGCUCCAAAAAGACGACGUGACAGAAGAUUUGGCCAAUGAGAUCAAACAGCUGUUUACUGACUUACACGCCCUCAAGUUGUUACAUCGCGAUCACAUUAACCAUGCCAUCUGGCCAUUAAUCGGUUUCAACAAUCUUUUUCUUCAGCGCGACGACACUGGCAAGAAAAAACUCUACAUCUUGGACUUUGACAAGGCCUUAGUUUUGGGAGACACUGCCAGAGAUAAGAGUCGUUUCGCCGAUGAGGCAAACCGUUUACAGCAGAUACUAGAACAGGCGACGUCAAAACAAGACGAGACCAAGGACUUACCAGCAGAGGUGAAGCGAUUACUAGCGGGCCGUGGUGGUUGA